This is a messenger RNA of Pantherophis guttatus, 2813 nucleotides long. RefSeq lists its product as uncharacterized. The record is from RefSeq and is a predicted model, not a curated record. NCBI's taxonomy places the organism in Eukaryota, Metazoa, Chordata, Lepidosauria, Squamata, Colubridae.
CUCCCGUUUGGCAGCCUUUCGCUUUUCUGAAGCUCCAGAUGGCUUCUAAAAGAUCCUCCAGGCCCACUAAGCAACGCCUUCAAGGCGAGGAUCAGCAAGGACAAACAGCUGUUCCUGCAAAGAGAAGCAGGAAGACUCGCCAUACUGCUGGAGCCACUAAAUCUGCACAGUCUUCUGCAGCCUUGGCUAAAGAGGAGCUCAAACUCCACAAAGCCAUAGAGAAAGCCAUCCAGAAGGCCACUAAAGCUGCUUCAGUGCAGGAAAGUGUUCCCCUGAGCCCACCUUCCACAGCUCUUCAUAGUACAACUCCUCAACCCAGGGAGGCCUCCCCUUUGCCUCAAGCUUCUGGCCCUGCAUUAUCUCCCGAUGGGUCCCCGCCUCCGGCUGAGGCUCAGGCAGGAGUUAAUGUCACCUUGUUUGGGGAACAAUCGGAACCAGGCCCCAACCCUGCCCCUUCUUUAAUCAGGCCUUCAGGUAAUCAGCCUGGGGCUCCCUCUGAUCCGGCCUCUGGGGCUCCAGAGACCCUCAUCACUCCCGUUCUAGCUUCCUACAUUCGGGAGGCUAUUCGAGAAGGGGUUAGACAGGAAUUACACCAAGGAACUUCCUCCUGGGUAUCUGACCAGGAAGGCUCUCUGUUAGAUGUUGAGGGCUCCAUUAUUUCUUCUAAUCGUAUGGCCACACACGGUGGGGAACUCCGGGAUGCAGUUCAGACCAGGGCCCCCUCUUCCGGCCCUUCAGAGCAGGGUUCCCUCACGGGGGCGGACCUUCUGGAUCAGGAGAUGUCUGAGGAUGAAGAUCUUGCACCGGAUCAGCCGGCAUUUGUGGGCCUAUUUAAACCCCAAUUAUUCAGGUCCCUCCUUCACAAGGCCAAACUGACUACUGGGUUGGGGGUUUCCCGGCCUUCAGAGACUUCCCCUACGGAAGGUCCCUCCACAUCAGUCCCUCUUUUUGAGGAACCAAUAAUAGAAUCAGAGGAGAUUCCAGGUCCUAAGAUUUUUAGAGAUGUUUUACAACGCCAGUGGUCCUCUCCUGCUUCGGGACCUAGCCCAAAUUCCUUAGACAAGCGCAUAUAUAAUUUGGCACCUGAACUAACAUCUCUCUUGCAGGUCCCUUCGGUUGACCAACCAGUAGCGGAGUUGUCCGCCACUUCCAACUUAGCUGGUCCCCCAGAAGAUAAUCUACGCCCUGAGGACAGACGUUUGGAACAUUCCCUAGUCCGCUCCCAUCAAGCCACGGCCUGGUCAAUAAGAUCGACCAUGGCCGCCUCCUUUUUUAAUCGGGCUUCCAUUCUUUGGUUAAGACAACUGCAGGCUAGACUCCCUAUCUCAGACGUCCGGGCUCAACAGGACAUUAGUAAGGUCAUUGUGGCUCUAGAAUAUUCAGCUGAUGCCACAUUGAAUGCAUCACGAUUCGCAGCCAAGGCCAUUGGCUCGACCGUGGCUUCCCGUCGCCUGCUUUGGCUACGCCAAUGGCAAGCUGACUCCAAGUCCAAAUGGCGUCUAGCUUCAUCCGCCUUUGAGGGACCUAAGCUUUUUGGAGCGGCUCUGGAACCACUCCUGGUGGAAUCCAAGGAUAAACGCCGCAUCCUACCUUCCAUGUCCCGUCGGUCUGAGAUUCGUUCUCAGUCGUCCUUUCGGCCCUUUCGUAACCAGGAGGGAGGAUUCACGGGUGCCCGUAGACAAAGGUCCUUUCCUCCCCGCCAGUCUCGGUUUCCAGACCGCCAGUUCCCUUCCUCCUCCCGAGGCCAGGCUAGGCGCCCCUUCAGGGGGGGACGGGGGCGGGGUUUCCGCAGGUCACGCUGACGGUCUGGGUGGGCUUCCCAUUGGAGGUCGUCUGGCAGCCUUUGCCGACCAGUGGGAGGCUACCUCUUCGGACGAAUGGGUCAGAGAGACUAUCAGGUUUGGUCUCUCUCUAGAGUUUCUCUCCACCCCCCCAGAUCGAUUUCUGCCAUGCCCUCUCUCCCGGGUCAGGGCUUCCCGCCUUCUCGUAAUGUCCGCUAUUCGGCACCUUCUCGAAAUUCGAGCCAUAGAACCUGUUCCCCCGGAGCAGCGCGGACUAGGCUUCUAUUCACGCCUCUUUGUCAUCCAGAAAUCAUCAGGGGGCUGGAGAGCGAUUCUCGACUUGAAGUCUCUGAACCGCCGUAUCUCUUAUCGGCGGUUCAAGAUGCAAUCCCUUCAAUCCAUCCUGGAGGGGAUCAGGUUGGGGGACUUCCUUACCUCCAUAGACCUGACGGAAGCUUAUCUGCAUGUCCUCAUCCACCCGGCUCAUCGCCGUUUCCUCAGAUUCUCCUUUCAGAACGAUCAUUACCAAUACAGGGCACUCCCGUUCGGCCUUUCCUCGGCCCCUCGGGUGUUCACAAAGUUGAUGUCCGCUCUUGCAGCUCACCUCAGGUCCAUUCCGGUGAGAAUCCAAUUCUACCUAGACGAUCUCCUCAUACAAUCGGCCUCAGAGCAGCUAGCACAGCAGGACCUUUCCACCACACUCCGGGUCCUCAGGACCCACGGGUUUUCGAUCAACUUGUCCAAGAGUCACAUGGUACCCUCCACUCGCAUCCGUCACCUGGGAGCCAUCAUAGACACGAGGGAAUGCAAGGUGUACCUCUCCCAAGAUCGUCUAGACAGCAUACGAUCCUUAGUCAGGUCAGUGUUGAAGGGGAAGGCUCCCUCUCUGGCGACGUUGUCCCAGCUAUUAGGGAAGAUGGUUUCAUGCAUCGGGAUAGUUCCCUGGGCCCGACUCCACUGCAGGCAUCUGCAGUGGUUCCUUCUCCCUUACCAGAAACGGCUUUUGGGGACAUCCCAACGGAAGGUCCAUCU